Molecule: messenger RNA, 6402 nt
Organism: Betta splendens (Siamese fighting fish)
Lineage: Eukaryota; Metazoa; Chordata; Actinopteri; Anabantiformes; Osphronemidae
Gene: cltca
Product: clathrin, heavy chain a (Hc)
Exons: 30
Coding region: 232-5277 (1681 amino acids)
Biological process (GO): intracellular protein transport; mitotic cell cycle; clathrin coat assembly
Cellular component (GO): clathrin complex; clathrin coat of trans-Golgi network vesicle; extracellular exosome
Molecular function (GO): structural molecule activity; clathrin light chain binding
Source: RefSeq, a predicted model, not a curated record
GAGUCGGUGUAGUGGCAGUCAGUCGUUAGCCAGGGGAAGCCUGAAAGUAAACAGUUAAGGGACAAAUAAAAAGUACCAUCACACCGACAGCACGUUUUAAUCAAGUCUUACAGUUAAUUCAUUUGGACUUUAGCUUAGAGGCGUCCUGGCUGUCCAAGCUAGGAUUUGAGAGGCGAAGCCGUAGUUUGUUAGCAUUAAAAGAAACCGGAGGAAAGUGAGAGAGGAACCGCCAUGGCUCAGAUCCUGCCUAUUCGCUUUCAGGAGCACCUGCAGCUCCAAAACCUAGGGAUCAAUCCUGCCAACAUUGGCUUCAGCACCCUUACCAUGGAGUCAGACAAGUUCAUCUGUGUCAGAGAGAAGGUUGGCGAGCAGACCCAGGUGGUGAUCAUCGAUUUGGCCGACCCUAACACACCAAUCCGCAGGCCCAUAUCCGCUGACAGCGCCAUAAUGAAUCCAGCCAGCAAAGUCAUUGCACUUAAAGCUGCCAAAACCCUUCAGAUAUUCAACAUUGAGAUGAAGAGCAAGAUGAAGGCACACACCAUGACGGACGAUGUUACCUUCUGGAAGUGGAUUUCCCUUAACACAGUUGCGCUUGUGACUGACAAUGCCGUCUACCAUUGGAGCAUGGAGGGUGACUCGCAGCCUGUUAAAGUGUUUGACCGUCACUCCAGCUUGGCAGGCUGCCAGAUCAUCAACUAUCGCACUGACGCCAAGCAGAAAUGGCUUCUUCUCAUUGGCAUCUCAGCCCAGCAAAAUCGGGUUGUGGGAGCCAUGCAGCUUUACUCUGUUGACAGAAAGGUAUCUCAACCCAUUGAAGGUCAUGCUGCCAGCUUUGCCCAGUUCAAGAUUGAGGGAAAUGCGGAAGAAUCUACAUUGUUCUGCUUUGCUGUCAGAGGCCAGGCUGGAGGAAAGCUGCACAUCAUUGAAGUGGGGACACCACCAACUGGCAACCAGCCUUUUCCAAAGAAAGCAGUAGAUGUGUUCUUCCCGCCUGAAGCCCAGAAUGACUUUCCUGUGGCCAUGCAGAUAAGCGCCAAGCACAAUGUGGUUUUCCUCAUUACCAAAUAUGGCUACAUCCAUCUGUAUGACUUGGAGACAGGAACCUGCAUUUACAUGAACCGCAUCAGCGGAGAGACCAUCUUUGUCACAGCUCCACAUGAGGCGACCUCAGGAAUCAUCGGGGUCAAUAGAAAGGGACAGGUGCUGUCAGUAUGCGUGGAAGAGGAAAAUCUCAUCCCAUACAUCACCAAUGUACUGCAGAAUCCAGACCUGGCUCUUCGCUUGGCUGUUCGCAACAACCUUGCUGGUGCUGAGGAGCUCUUUGCUCGCAAGUUCAACAACCUGUUUGCUGCCGGCAACUACUCUGAGGCGGCCAAAGUGGCGGCCAAUGCACCAAAGGGUAUACUGCGCACCCCAGACACCAUCCGUCGCUUUCAGAGUGUUCCAACCCAGCCCGGCCAGACCUCCCCUUUGCUGCAAUAUUUUGGUAUCUUGCUGGAUCAAGGCCAGCUCAACAAGUUUGAGUCCCUGGAGCUUUGCAGGCCUGUUCUCCAGCAAGGACGAAAGCAGCUCUUAGAGAAGUGGCUAAAGGAAGAUAAGUUGGAGUGUUCAGAGGAGUUGGGUGAUCUUGUAAAGGCAGUGGAUCCUACACUGGCUCUUAGUGUGUACCUGAGGGCAAAUGUCCCAAACAAGGUCAUCCAGUGCUUUGCUGAGACUGGCCAGUUCCCCAAGAUUGUCCUGUAUGCGAAGAAGGUGGGCUACACACCAGACUGGAUAUUUCUGCUUAGGAAUGUGAUGCGAAUCAACCCAGAUCAAGGCCUGCAGUUUGCCCAGAUGCUGGUGCAGGAUGAAGAGCCACUGGCUGACAUUACGCAGAUUGUGGAUGUGUUCAUGGAGUACAACCUGAUCCAGCAGUGCACCUCAUUCCUCCUGGACGCUCUGAAGAACAACAGACCCUCGGAAGGACCUCUGCAGACUCGUCUGCUGGAGAUGAACCUUAUGCAUGCUCCGCAGGUUGCUGAUGCCAUCUUGGGCAAUCAGAUGUUUACCAACUACGAUCGUGCACACAUCGCCCAACUCUGUGAGAAGGCUGGACUCCUGCAAAGGGCGCUGGAGCAUUACACUGACCUGUAUGACAUCAAGCGCGCUGUAGUGCAUACACAUCUACUAAACCCAGAGUGGUUGGUGAACUUUUUUGGCUCGCUGUCAGUGGAAGACUCUCUGGAGUGCCUCAGGGCCAUGUUGUCAGCAAACAUUCGUCAGAACCUGCAGAUCUGUGUCCAGGUGGCUUCCAAGUACCAUGAGCAGUUGACUACACCUGCUCUCACUGAACUCUUUGAGUCCUUCAAAAGUUUUGAAGGUCUGUUCUACUUCCUGGGCUCUAUUGUGAACUUCAGCCAGGAGCCUGAGGUCCACUUUAAAUACAUCCAGGCCGCCUGCAAGACAGGCCAGAUCAAAGAGGUGGAGAGAAUCUGUAGAGAAAGCAACUGCUAUGACCCAGAACGUGUCAAGAACUUCCUCAAGGAAGCCAAACUCACCGACCAGCUGCCGCUGAUCAUUGUCUGUGACCGAUUUGAUUUCGUCCAUGACCUUGUCCUCUACCUGUACCGCAACAACCUGCAGAAAUACAUUGAGAUCUAUGUUCAGAAGGUGAAUCCCAGCCGUCUGCCUGUAGUGGUUGGAGGUCUGUUGGACGUAGACUGCUCGGAGGAUGUCAUCAAAAGCCUGAUCCUGGUUGUCAGGGGACAGUUCUCUACUGAUGAACUGGUCGCUGAGGUGGAAAAAAGGAACAGACUGAAGCUUCUGCUGCCUUGGCUUGAGUCACGCAUCCACGAAGGCUGUGAGGAGCCUGCCACCCAUAAUGCUCUGGCAAAGAUCUACAUUGACAGCAACAACAACCCUGAACGGUUCCUACGGGAAAACCCAUACUACGACAGCCGUGUGGUAGGAAAGUACUGCGAGAAGAGAGACCCCCACCUGGCUUGUGUGGCAUAUGAGAGAGGACAGUGUGACCAGGAGCUGAUCAAUGUCUGCAACGAGAAUUCUUUGUUCAAAAGUUUAUCUCGCUACCUUGUCCGACGCAAAGAUCCGGACCUGUGGGCAAGUGUGCUGCUGGAGAGCAACCCCUUUAGACGACCACUGAUUGACCAGGUGGUGCAGACAGCACUGUCUGAAACCCAGGACCCAGAGGAGGUAUCUGUCACAGUCAAGGCCUUCAUGACAGCAGAUUUGCCCAAUGAGCUCAUUGAGCUGCUGGAGAAGAUUGUUUUGGACAACUCUGUCUUCAGUGAACACAGAAACCUGCAGAACCUGUUGAUCCUGACAGCAAUCAAAGCUGACCGUACACGUGUGAUGGAGUACAUCAGCAGGCUAGACAACUAUGAUGCUCCUGAUAUUGCCAACAUCGCCAUCAGUAAUGAACUCUUUGAGGAAGCCUUUGCCAUCUUUAAGAAGUUUGAUGUCAACACCUCUGCUGUGCAGGUGCUGAUUGAGCAUAUUGGCAACCUGGACCGCGCCUAUGAGUUUGCAGAACGCUGCAAUGAACCAGCUGUGUGGAGCCAGCUGGCUAAGGCUCAGCUACAGAAGGGUCUGGUUAAGGAGGCCAUCGACUCCUACAUCAAAGCUGAUGACCCCUCUGCAUACAUGGAGGUGGUACAAGCUGCAGAUCAGAGCGGUAACUGGGAGGACUUAGUCAAAUUCCUUCAGAUGGCUCGUAAGAAGGCCCGCGAAUCGUAUGUAGAAACAGAGCUCAUCUUUGCCCUGGCCAAAACCAACCGCCUGGCUGAACUGGAGGAGUUCAUUAAUGGACCAAACAACGCUCACAUCCAACAGGUCGGUGACCGAUGCUACGAUGAGAAAAUGUAUGAGGCUGCUAAGCUGCUAUACAACAACGUGUCCAACUUUGGUCGCUUGGCUUCAACUCUGGUACACCUCGGAGAGUAUCAGGCUGCUGUGGAUGGUGCCCGAAAGGCCAACAGCACCCGUACCUGGAAAGAGGUGUGCUUUGCCUGCGUGGACGGAAAGGAGUUCAGACUAGCCCAGAUGUGUGGUCUUCACAUUGUGGUGCAUGCUGACGAGCUGGAGGAGCUGAUCAACUACUACCAAGACCGUGGUUACUUUGAGGAACUGAUCACCAUGCUGGAGGCUGCUUUGGGUCUGGAGCGGGCUCACAUGGGGAUGUUCACAGAGCUGGCAAUCCUGUACUCCAAGUUUAAGCCCCAGAAGAUGAGGGAACAUCUGGAGCUCUUCUGGUCCAGAGUUAACAUCCCAAAGGUCCUGAGAGCAGCAGAGCAGGCCCACUUGUGGGCUGAACUGGUCUUCUUGUAUGACAAGUAUGAGGAGUACGACAACGCCAUCAUCACUAUGAUGAACCACCCCACAGACGCCUGGAAGGAAGGACAGUUCAAGGAUAUCAUCACCAAGGUGGCCAAUGUAGAACUGUACUACAAAGCCAUCCAGUUCUAUCUGGAGUUUAAGCCCUUGUUACUGAAUGAUUUGCUCAUAGUGCUAUCUCCCAGACUGGACCACUCUCGUGCUGUCAACUUCUUCAGCAAGGUGAAACAACUGCCUCUGGUCAAGCCCUACCUGCGGUCAGUACAGAACCACAAUAACAAGUCAGUCAAUGAAGCACUUAAUAACCUCUUCAUCACAGAGGAAGACUAUCAGGCACUGAGGACAUCAAUAGAUGCCUACGACAACUUUGACAACAUCUCCCUGGCCCAGCGCUUGGAAAAGCAUGAGCUUAUCGAGUUCAGGAGAAUCGCUGCCUACCUCUUCAAAGGCAACAACCGCUGGAAACAGAGUGUGGAGCUCUGCAAGAAGGAUAAGCUCUAUAAGGACGCCAUGCAGUAUGCUUCAGAAUCCAAGGACAUCGAGCUGGCGGAGGAGCUGUUGUCCUGGUUCCUGCAGGAGAACAAGAAGGAGUGUUUUGCCGCCUGCCUUUUCACCUGCUAUGACCUGCUGCGCCCUGACGUGGUGUUGGAGACAGCUUGGAGGCACAACAUCAUGGACUUUUCUAUGCCAUACUUCAUUCAGGUCAUGAGGGAGUACCUCAGCAAGGUAGAUAAACUAGAAACCUCUGAAUCCCUAAGGAAAGAGGAGGAGCAGGCAACAGAGACGCAACCCAUUGUCUACGGCACACCUCAGCUGAUGUUAACAGCAGGCCCCAGCGUACCAGUGCCCCCCCAGCAGCCUUACGGAUAUGGCUACCAGGCUCCCGCCGCCGCCCCUGCCGCAUACGGUCAGCCUGCAGCUCCAGGCUUCAGCUACGGCAUGUAAAAACACCACCCCUGCUACUCCCUCCCCACUCACAGGCUGGAGCUACCAUCCAUCCAUCUCCCACAGUCCUUCACCAGACCAUUACUGUCUCCAGGGCUAUUGCAGACAAACCUCUAUCUUUCUUUCUUUUGUUUUUUUUACCUUUUUCCCCAUUUUUAAACUGUCAUGAAGGACUCAAGUUUUAUUUCUGUCAAAAGAAUUAAUCACAGAUAUUAGUUUUCUCACAUUCCGUAUCUAGUAGUUAAAUUUUUGUUUCGUCGGUUUUAUUUUAAUGGGAAAUGGUUUAUGUACAAUGGGGGGCGCUUGUGAGAAGAGCUAGUCCUCUUCCCAGUUAAAAAAAGGUCUGUUGUGAAGCAUCUAAUUUGCACUCUGUAGUGAAAAGAAAUUAAUGUAGACCCUUUUCCAUUUGAUGUGUGAGCCGCUUCGGUCCAACUGUAAAAUGCAUUUAAUUAUUGUAUAUUCAGACGCAAAAAACGCAACUAUGCUCUUCCAUAUUUGAACACGAGGCAGCCGCUUCAACGACCACAAUCCUGAAACACUACGUUGUAUCUGUACUGUCCCUAUAACUCACGCUUUCAGGGCUGUUUCUUGAAGAAUACCAGAGUGAGUAUUUUACAUACAGCUUUCAGGAAAGUUUCUUUCCACCAAGGCCUAUGCAGAACUCUCCAAACUAAUUUGCAGUCAAAAAACAUUUUCAUGUGCUUUAAAGUACUGCUCUAACGUGGGACCAUUCCACCUCAGGAGGGACUGCAGAUGUUUGUGUUUGACUAACAUGGCUCCUCUUUAUGCUGCAGUUUGUAUCUGCUGGAUUCAUUUUAAGGUCACUGCUCUUGAGCAUGCAGGAGAAGAUUUGUCUCCUGACCUUCAGGUGUUACCCCGAACCUUUUCAGUUGACCCACUCAUUUAAUUGAGAAACCAGAUCUGACUUGUGGUAUUUUGAAGUUUUUAUGAAAGGCUUGCGUGUAUACAAGAAAUCAAUCAAUAACUCCUUUGAACAUAUAUUCUUAUCUAAAUUACCUUAGAUUUAAAUUGUGCACUUACAAUAGUUGAUGGUGCAUAAUCAGGAUCAUAAUGAAACAGCGGUUUUGUUUUUCACUUAAAAAUAAAGGCUUCUUGUUUGUCAAA